CCACCGGGCAGCGAGGCGCUCAGGUGCUGUUGUCAGGAUUGAUUGGUGUUGUUUCAUGGAAGAGGCCCCUUUCACUUGUGAUAACCUUUUUCAUGCUGCUGUCUGCAGUGUGUGUAAUGCUGAACUUGGCUGGUUCCAUUCUCUCUUGUCAGAACGCUCAGCUGGUAAAGUCCCUGGAAGGAUGUCAGUUGAUUAAAUUUGACAGUGAUGGUGUCUGUGUUUGCUGUGAAAUGCAGCAUCAAACAUCAGGCUGCAGUAACUUGGGAGAAACACUGAAACUGAACCCUCUGCAGGAGUGUAAUGUUGUAAGGCUGACCCUAAAGGACCUGUUGUUCAGUGUGUGCGCUCUCAAUAUCAUCUCCACCAUUGUCUGCGCUUUGGCAACAGCAAUGUGUUGCAUGCAGAUGGUUUCUUCUGAUCUUCUGCAAAUGCAGGAUGAUAUCACACAGUUUCUGCCACAGAGGCCACAUUCUACCAAUCCUGACUGCAUGACUCCACAUGGAACUAUCCUGCAGCAAACCUUGGAUUUUGAUGAGUUCAUACCACCAAUACCGCCUCCACCCUACUACCCCCCAGAAUAUACCUGCACACCAGUGAUAGAGGCACAGAGAGGUCUGCAUUUGGACUUUCCUCACUCCCCAUUCAGUGCUUUAUAUGAAGUAACCAUUAACAGCCCAGGAAUGCUGUAUCCAACUGAGCUGCCCCCUCCUUAUGAGGCAGUGAUUGGAGAGACGCCUGCCAGUCAGGUCACUGGUACUGAUCAGCAAGUAUCCGAAUCAAGCUUGGGUGAGAGGAACAUGACCCUGGACUUCAGCACACAAGUUUCUGUUGAGAGCACCUCUUUGAUGGUCUCUGAGGCUGUUGAUAUCCCAGACCGUAGCUACUCCUCUGAAGAUCUUUGUUCGCUGGAAGUUCAAGGAUCUCUCCAUUCUGCAGAUCUUUCUCCCUACUGUACAACCCCCAAAGGGGCUACGGACCAGAGCUGCAGCACUCUGGAUUACAGCACCCGCUGCAGGUUCCACAGAACUCGCUCAGAGGGUUUUCCUGAUGAGGAUGACAGUUCCCACAGCCGAGCCUCUACAGACAGGUCUCAAGGACCCGAAAAGAACUGUGCCCACGGCAGGUCCUUGGACUGUUCCUCAGAGAAUUUCAGCCCCUCAGAAAGAGAACUGCAGAGGUCUGCUCAAGAGAGCAAUGCUACGCCACCCUUGAAGCAAAGGAAAAUCUGCUGUGCGGACUUUAGCCAGCCGCCUCUCCCUUCCCAGACCUCUCCUUGUUUUGGGCCCGCAAAUACUUCAUCAUACGCGAGCGGCCACGAGAGUGCUGUCCAGCAGCAUCACAUUACAAAAUACCGAAUUUCAAAUAUAGUCCGAUCAACUAGUGACCCUGUGUCAUGUUCAUCUUAUACAGAAGGUGAUCAUUGUGCCUGGACUCCUACAUGUAGCCAGCGUCGAGAUGCAGGAUUAUCUCCAGCUUCAUUAGAAACAGUUCCUGUUUCUGGUUCUCAUAUGGCUGCCUCUGCUUGUCAGCAUUCUUUGAGCAGUUUCCUACCAACUGGAAAACAGAGGAAUACAAGGAAAAUUGAUCUACACCUAAAGCCAAAGGCUUUGCACACAGUCUCAAAAGAGCGACCACACUCUUUAGUGGACCUUAAGGCCUAUAAAGACACAAAAAUUUUAGUGGCAAAAUUUUUGGAGCAUUCAAACUGUAAUCUCCCUCCAGAAGUACGCCACGUAGUGAACAGCAUACGAUCAGUAAUAAAAUCUGAUGAGAGACACAUGGAAGAAGCCAUCUUCAGUGCCAACAUCAUAGACCAGGUAAUUACAAGUUCCCAGCAGAAUGUGAGUACCUCUAGAAAGCGACUUCAAGAAGACCUUCAUCUUCAGAGCUGUGGUGCUCUGAGCUCUCCAGUUGCCUUCUUACGUAGGUCCCAUAUCACUCCCAGUUUAGAGCGGGACAGGCCUCACAGUUUAAUUGGAGUUUGCCGGGAGACCAUCCUUUGAUAAUAUUCGCAGGUAUGUGAUUCCAGCAAAGAGAAUUAAGGAAGAAACCAGGACUGGGAGAAAUACAAAUAGUGGAUGACUUAAAAAGGAAAAAGUGUCUUCCUUUGGAAUUCCACUUUUUUCCAACAGCAGGAGGAGAACACCUGUUUUUCUGAAUGUAAAUUUCAGCCCUGAGUUUUGCAAAAUUUUAACUGAUUAGUAAAGUCAUAACAAAUGUUUUCCCAACCAGAAAUGCAUUUAUUUUACUGUACCGAUAGAAAUGCUACUGAUGCUGCCUAGCAUUUCUUGAAAACCAUUGCAAAACUGCCAGAGACCGGCUGUACAACUUAAAAGUUGUAUUUAUUUAAUGUACCUCGAAGUGUUUUAACUAUGAUCAGUGUUUUAAUAAAAAGUAU
This is a messenger RNA of Gymnogyps californianus (California condor), 2398 nucleotides long. RefSeq names its product endosomal transmembrane epsin interactor 2 (gene ENTREP2). The coding region runs from base 93 to 2003 and encodes 636 amino acids. The transcript has 13 exons. Lineage: Eukaryota; Metazoa; Chordata; Aves; Accipitriformes; Cathartidae. The record is from RefSeq and is a predicted model, not a curated record.